GCGGGCGGCGGCCGUGUGGCGAGCAGGAGCCCAGCCCGCGGACCCGCGGACCCGCGGACCCUCAGGAGGAACCGCGCCCACGGCCCCUCCCCCGGGCGCCAGUGAAUGUGGGUCUCGCACGCCUUUCCCUUCCCUGAGCGCUGGACACAGGUGCCCGUGAGGACUGGACAUGGACCCAUCAGGAGCACGGGCAUGAUGUCGGCCCAGGAGCUUGUGGCCUGCCUCUGCCGGGAGGGGGACCAGCACCUGGCCCUGGGGGAGCCCCCACUGGCCACCGCCUUCUACCUGGCUGCCUUCAGCUGCCAUGCCCCCUCAGCCGUGCGGAGGGUCCGAGCUGCCCUGGCCGAGGCACGGGGGGCACCCGUGGUGGCCACCCUGGAGGCCUGGUGCCGCGGUGACAGCCAGAUCCCGGCCAUCCACUGGGACGGCAUGGCGGUGGUCUCCCUGACUGGGACCCUGGCUUCUGCCUUCCUGGCCACCCUCUGCCCGGACCACCCGGCCGCGGUCCUGCACUCCCUGGCCGGACUGCUGGCACAUGGGCGCCACCGGGAAGUGGCACAGCGGUGCAGUGCCCUUCUAGACGCUCACACCCAGCAAAGCCUGGAGCUGCGGCUGACCCGCGCCCUGGCCUGGGUCCUGUCUGGGGCACAGGUGGACGCUGGCCUGGCCGACUACGUCCAGGCCUUCACCUCGAGCGCUGACCGGACCGUGGCCUUUGUCCGCACCCACCAGCAGCCCUACCUCCCCGUGCUUGUCAGCACCCUCCAGGACAACAUCUCAAGGAGCCAGCAGGCUGGGGACAGCACCAGCUGGCAGGAGACCGACUCCCAGAGACUCCUGGCAGCCCUGGACCCCGAGGGCACCUGGAGUGAUGCCCUGUCGCCCGAAGCUCUGCUCCGCGGUGGCAGGUAUGAGGACUGCCGGGCGGCAUGUAGCCGAGCCCUUGAGCCUGACCCGACGGGCAGCAGACCCCAAGGUGAGCGUCUGGCCGCCCUGCUGGUCACCCGCGCAGCCGCAGCCUUCUUCCUGGACAGCGGGGCCCAGGACCUGCUUGGGGACCUGCACCAGGCCUUCCGUGAGAGCCCGUCAGGGGCGCGGAGGCAGUUCGAGGCUCUGCUCUCUGCUGGGGACCGGGAGCGGGUGCGGAUUCAGGCACAGGAGGCCGCGGACGUGGGUUUUGCCCACUUCCAGGAGGCCGUGCGGAGUCGCCCCGAGCUUCGGGAGGACUCGGGCCGCGAGCUGCUGGCCCCGGUGACCCGCGCGCUCCGUGUUCUGCUGCGUGUGGCACCGCCCAGGGCGCGUCCGGCACUGGGCACCCGCCUGGCCGAGUGCCUGCUGUUGGCCGGGAACGCAGCGGGCGCCCUGGCGCUGUGUGAGCGCCUGCUGCAGCCCUCGAAAUCCAGGGACCGUGCCGGCAACCGCGCUCCCCUGUUGGCGCUCCGCGGCUUCUGCGCGCUGCACGUCGGCGACGCGCUACGCGCCCGGGAGGACUUCCAGGCGGUGGUGGAGCAGGGGCCGCCGCACACGAGCGGCUGUGUGCGUGCACUGUGCGGCCGCGGGCUGCUGCGAGUGCUGGCGGGCAGCACGUUUCUGGGCGCGCUGGACUAUGUCACCGCCUGCCGGCUGCGGCCGGAUGAGGCUCUGCUCGUCGCCAAGGCCUACGUGCCCUGGAACCAGCGGGGGCUGCUGCUGACGGUGCUGCGGGAGGAGGGCCGCAGGAUGCUGCAGCGGAAGCCCGACCCGGGAUCCAAGGGCGCGCAGGGCCGCCGGAGUAAGGCCGCGGAGAUGGACGGCCCCGCUGCGCAGGAAGGCAGGUCACGAGACUCUCCUUUGCCGCCAGAUAUGUUUCCAGCAGCCCCAGAGGCCAUGCGGGACGCCCAAGGUGUGUACCAGCUGGCCACGCUCCUGAUGGAGCUGGACGCAGAGGAUGAGGCUCCCCGCCUCCUGGUGGCCGACGCCCUGUACCGCCUGGGCCGCCUGGAUGAGGCCCACAAGGCGCUGCUGGUGGCCCUGUCCCAGAGGCCCCAGGCAGCCCCUGUGCUUGCACGACUGGCGCUGCUGCAGCUUCGAAGGGGCUUCUUCUACGACGCCAACCAGCUGGUGAAGAAGGUGGUCCAGUCUGGGGACACAGCCUGUCUCCAGCCCACCCUGGAUGUCUUCCGCAACGAGGACCGGCAGCUGCUGCGGUGCCACUGCCAUACGCGGGCCCUGGCCAUCCUGCGGGCGCGGCAAGGCGGGGCCGAGGGCGAGGCCCACACCAGGGAAGCCAUCGCCUACCUCUCCCUGGCCAUCUUCGCUGCGGGGAGUCAGGCAAGCGAGUCCCUGCUCGCACGUGCCCGCUGCUACGGGCUCCUGGGCCAGAAAAAGACAGCCAUAUUCGACUUCAACUCUGUGCUGCGGGCCGAGCCGGGGAACGUGCAGGCCCUGUGUGGACGGGCACUGCUGCGCCUGGCCCUGGACCAGCAGGAGGAAGCUGUGGACGACAUCUUCUCGGCUCUGAAGCUCGACCCACGUGCGGCAGUCCCUGAGAUCUGCUCUCUCAAGCCAGAGGCCCAGGCCCUCAUCACGCAGGGCCUGUCCUCCCGUUGCCGGGCCCUGCUGAGCCAGCGGCCAGACACCAGGUCCCCCCUCAGUGACGGAGAUGUCCAGGGCCUCCUUGCCGUGGGAGAGGCACUGAUCCAAAUCAAUGCCGGGCAGCUGAGCUGGCACAUCCUCCUGGCAGAUGUGCUCAUUGCCGUGGGCCGCUAUGAGGAGGCUGGCACCCGCCUGCAAAAAAUCCUGGACCCCACACUGCAGUCGGAGGCAGCCCAGGCCCGGCGGGGCCUGCUCAGGCUCAAGAAGGGAGAUAUGCCAGCUGCUGCGCGCGAUCUGCAGUGCCUGGCAGAGACGGAUGCCCAGGACCUCGGCUUCCUGCUGUGUCUCCUGGAGACCUCAGAGCAGCAGCGCCUCUCCCAGACUGCAGCCCAGGAAGCCAGUGCCCUCCUGAACUCAGGGCAGCCCUGCCAGGCGCUGGGCUACUGCUCGCUAGCCGUCCUGGCUAGUGGUGGCAGGGCCCGUCACCUGCGCCUGCGGGCCGCCUGCCUGACUGAGCUGCAGGAGUUUGGCCGGGCGCUCGGGGACCUGGACCACGUGCUCCAGGAGGGUACACGGGACUGUGACCUCCAGAUGAGGGCGGAGGACUUGUGCUCCAGGGGCCGCCUGCUCCUGAGCCUGGGGGAUGAGGCCAGGGCUGCACGGGCCUUCGCCCAGGCCCUCAAGCUGGCGCCCACCCCAGCCCAGAACAGCCUGUGGGAACAGCCAGGCCGGGCCCCCACCACCCGCGUGUUCCUGUGCCAUGGGCAGCGCUGCCUGGAUGAGCAGUGCUACACAGAGGCCUGGACAGCAGCAGAGAGCGGCCUUCUCGUGGACCCUGAGCACGGCGGCCUGAAGAGGCUGAAGUCCAGAAUCCGGAGGGAGGCUACCUCGGGCUGCCGGCUCCACUGACCCCGCAGUCCCCAGGCCGUCACAGGGCCACCCUGACAUUCUCAUCCGAUGUCCAGACCCUGGAGUGCACCCCACCCCCAAAUCAGGGAGGUUUUCACCCCGCCCUUCCAGCCUUCCUCACUCUGGGGUGGGUUGGUGUUGGACAGCCAGCCUUGGAGAGCAGAGAGCACCCCGCUGGCCUGGAAUGUGACUGUCUUGGGAGGCUCAGAGCCCCUUGCUGCAGGUGCAACCUGGUCACUGAAGCUGGGGCCUCCAAGAAGCAGCCCCAGUUCUUGGCCCCCGGGUUUGGACCUGCAGGUUGGACAAGAUGAAGGCUGGCCCCCGGUAGCCCUGGGGAGAUGGUGCCACCCAGGAAGCCCUUUCCUGCGAAGUGGACUUUGACACUGACCCGAGCCUCAGGCCGGGCUCCUGCAGCACCUGGGCUCCCCAAGGACCAAACUCCUCAGCCAGGCCACCCGGCCAAGACCCAUACUUUCAAGUUCUCCCGGGGAGCCCAGUGCCCAAGCCCGCCACCUAUGGCCUUGGAGACCAUACCAAACAGAGAGAGUUAUUGCUUUCUCUUUCUACCUGGAAACCCUGUGAAGUAGCCUCAUCCCGUUGGCAAAGCUGAGGCUCGAAAGUUUCAACGAUUUGUACAGUCACAGUCAAGUUAGUGGGCUGUCGAGAAGCCACACCCGGGCUCCCAGCUUAGAGCAGGUUCCUCAGCAAAAGACAGCCCAGGGACCCUCCACAGGGACUCACCCUCCCCAGUUCCCCAGGCAAAGUCUGUCCUGCCCUGUGCCCUCCCCUCCAGCCCCAGCUUGCCUCACGGGACAGUCCCACAUCCACUGUCUGCAGGUACAUGAGACGGCUGAUGGUUACUCCAACUUCACGCCGUGGCACUCAAGUGGACAAAGCUAGCAGGCCCUGGACGGCCUCUGGAGCAGAAGGCUAAGGUGGACAGACUGAUAAAAAUCAGUCUUAUCCGAGAGGAGAGGUUGCACCUGCUUUUCACAGUCACCACACACUAGGUUUUUGAGAAAAUGGUCACAAUAUGGUAUAGGUUGCAUUAGCCAAUCUCGACAAUAAAGCUAUAAAUUAAUUUUUAAAAAUUC
Molecule: messenger RNA, 4577 nt
Organism: Hipposideros armiger (great roundleaf bat)
Lineage: Eukaryota; Metazoa; Chordata; Mammalia; Chiroptera; Hipposideridae
Gene: TTC34
Product: tetratricopeptide repeat domain 34
Exons: 10
Coding region: 106-3483 (1125 amino acids)
Molecular function (GO): protein binding
Source: RefSeq, a predicted model, not a curated record